GCAAACCCGUUUGGUAGAGCAACUUUGUCACAGUAUAAAAGGCGGCCGUCCACUAGCUCAUUGUUUCACAUCUAUUUGGUUCACACUAGAAAUGCUGAAAUAUACUCUGAUCUUUGCUUUGGCUGUGGUGCUGGCCAGCGGCACCAGUGACGACGAUCGCAAUGCGGAGCUGCUUAAGUCGGAGAAUCUGCAGAAUCUGGACGGAGCCGGGCAGUUUCAGCACGAGAUCGAGACCAGCAAUGGCAUCUCGGUGAAGGCCCAGGGAAAUGUGAAUGGCAUACAGGGCGAAUACUUUCUGCCGGGUGAGGAUGGAAAGCAGAUCCGUGUGACGUACACCGCGGAUGCCACCGGCUUUCAUCCCCACAUCAACUGAUCAGCAGAUCACCAGAUCAGAUAAAUGACCUUGACUAUAUAUACAUGGUACAUAUGUACAUAUUUAUGAAAUUGUAUCUGUUUGUUAUCAAGUGCAAUUAAAACGUUGGCAGCAUUUUGCUCCAUUU
Messenger RNA from Drosophila obscura, 500 nucleotides. RefSeq names its product pupal cuticle protein Edg-78E (gene Cpr60D). The record is from RefSeq and is a predicted model, not a curated record. The transcript is spliced from 2 exons. Bases 92 to 373 code for a protein of 93 amino acids. Lineage: Eukaryota; Metazoa; Arthropoda; Insecta; Diptera; Drosophilidae.